Messenger RNA from Dicentrarchus labrax (European seabass), 1280 nucleotides. It is a transcript of the gene fbp1b, whose product is annotated as fructose-1,6-bisphosphatase 1b. Gene Ontology annotation, molecular function: fructose 1,6-bisphosphate 1-phosphatase activity. Bases 79 to 1092 code for a protein of 337 amino acids. The record is from RefSeq and is a predicted model, not a curated record. Gene Ontology annotation, cellular component: cytoplasm; cytosol. The transcript has 8 exons. NCBI's taxonomy places the organism in Eukaryota, Metazoa, Chordata, Actinopteri, Moronidae. Gene Ontology annotation, biological process: gluconeogenesis; fructose metabolic process; sucrose biosynthetic process.
UUUUUAACGUUAGGGCCUCGCUCACCUAUUUCACUUAAGGCAUCAGGUCCCAGUCCCGGCCCCACUCCUGACAACAAAAUGUCUGACAAAGGAGAAUUCGAUACCAACGUCCUGACCCUCACCAGGUUUGUUCUGGAAGAGGGCAGAAAGGCCCAAGGAACAGGUGAGCUGACAAACCUGCUCAACUCCAUCUGCACAGCUGUCAAAGCCAUUUCAACUGCUGUCAGAAAGGCUGGGAUUGCUAACCUAUAUGGCAUUGCUGGAAGCACCAACGUGACAGGGGACCAGGUGAAGAAACUGGACGUCCUGUCCAAUGACCUGGUCAUCAACAUGAUCAAGUCCUCCUUCAGUGCCUGUGUGCUGGUGUCGGAAGAGGAUGAGAAGGCCAUCAUUGUGGAACCAGAUAAGAGGGGAAAAUACAUUGUGUGCUUUGACCCACUGGAUGGUUCCUCAAACAUCGACUGUCUCGUCUCAAUUGGAACAAUUUUUGCCAUCUACAAAAAGACGACAGAUGAUGAGCCAGCUGAGAAGGAUGCUCUGCAGCCCGGAAGAAACAUUGUGGCAGCUGGUUAUGCUCUGUAUGGCAGUGCCACCAUGAUGGUCCUCUCCACCGGGCAAGGAGUCAACUGCUUUAUGCUUGAUCCCGCCAUUGGUGAGUUCAUUCUGGUGGAUCGAGACGUGAAGAUUAAGAAAAAGGGAAAAAUCUACAGUUUGAAUGAAGGAUAUGCACAGCAUUUUUAUCCAGAUGUAUCUGAGUACCUACAAAAGAAGAAGUACCCAGAGGAUGGUUCUGCUCCAUAUGGCAGUCGAUAUGUUGGGUCAAUGGUAGCUGAUGUUCAUCGUACUUUGGUGUAUGGAGGCAUCUUUUUAUAUCCUGCUAAUGUCAAGAGUCCUAAGGGCAAGCUGAGGCUGUUGUAUGAAUGCAACCCUAUGGCCUUCAUCAUGGAGCAGGCAGGAGGCAUGGCCACUACAGGAUCGGUGAAUGUCCUGGACAUCCAGCCCACCAGCAUCCAUGAGCGAGUUCCUGUGGUCCUGGGAUCCCCUGAUGAUGUUCGGGAGUAUCUUUCCAUCUGUAAAAAGCAUAAAAAAUGAGCAGGACAAACAGCACAAUCAAGAGGCCCAAUCAGGACAAGUGUUUCUACUCAUUCCUUCAGCUGUGUUGAUGAAGGAACCAGGAACCUCACUGGGCCCACUAAGUCUGCCUCACACUAUGCUAAUUCCAUCUUGUUGGUGUAAGUGUUAUUUGUAGAGACAUUUUUAAAUAAAGACAACUGAAAAGA